AUGAGUUCAAAAGGGACAGCAUUGAAAUGGUCACAAAGGGUAGCAUCAUCACUUGGUGAAUGUUCAUUAGAGAUGUCAGCAUAUGGUUCAUGUGUUGUAGCAAACCUAGAUAAUAUUGAAAAAAAUGUUUGUAAAGUCGAAUUUGAUAAAUUUAAAGCAUGCAUAUCAAAGAGCAUCACCCAUAAAGGAAAGAAAUAA
Molecule: messenger RNA, 198 nt
Organism: Dictyostelium purpureum
Lineage: Eukaryota; Evosea; Eumycetozoa; Dictyosteliales; Dictyosteliaceae
Exons: 2
Coding region: 1-198 (65 amino acids)
Biological process (GO): mitochondrial respiratory chain complex I assembly
Cellular component (GO): mitochondrion
Source: RefSeq, a predicted model, not a curated record